This is a messenger RNA of Naumovozyma castellii, 1614 nucleotides long. RefSeq names its product AAA family ATPase CDC6 (gene CDC6). Lineage: Eukaryota; Fungi; Ascomycota; Saccharomycetes; Saccharomycetales; Saccharomycetaceae. The transcript has a single exon. The record is from RefSeq and is a predicted model, not a curated record. The coding region runs from base 1 to 1614 and encodes 537 amino acids.
AUGUUGAGAACAAGAAACUUGAUACCAAAGAAUACGUUUCUGAUAGAUGAUUCAGAUACAGAGGUUGAUUCCCCCAUAUUGGAACCCAUCACACCAACUAAAAAUAAGAAGAGAACGAGGAACGAUUCAGCAUCAGUUCUUCUCACACCUCCUCAAAGUGUCCCAAAGAAAAAGUUAAAGCUUGAACUUUCUGAAAAAGUCACUGUUGAAAAAGAAGAAGAAGAAGAAUCUUCUUAUGCUCCUCCAUCGCCUUGUGCUACUCCUCAACGAGCACUUUUUGGUAGAGAUUCCCUAUAUUCCCGUACCAAAGCUGUACUGCAAAGAUCGGCUGGGAUUCUAUCAAAUAAUGACGGUUGUUUGCCUACAAGACAAGCUCAGUAUGAAAAAAUCAUGGACUUCUUAAAUACAAAUAUCAAGAGCCACACUAGUAAUUCACUUUACCUGACGGGCCCACCUGGGACAGGAAAGACUGCACAAGUGGAUUCCAUCCAAAGAACACAUUUGUUACCUGAAUGUCCGCGAUCCAUGAAAUCAACGGGAUCAUCUUCUCAUCUUCUUCAUAACCAAUCGUAUUUUCAACUCUCAAAUGGUGAUGUAGAAACAGUAUCCCUUUCUUCCAUCAAUUGUAUUGCCCUCAAUGAACCUUCUCAUAUUUUUACCAAGAUCUUUGAAUCUUUCUCUAAUGACGAAAAGUACCCUCAUCCUGUCACCACAAUGAGUGACUUGCAGCAAUUUUUGGAAUUAUUCCCUCAAUCAAGGACGUUCAUUGUAGUAUUAGAUGAAAUGGAUAAGCUAGUUCGUUCAUCCACAAAUUCUACACAUUCGACAAAGACAAUUUUUGAAUUAUUCCUACUUAGUAAAUUGCCCUCGAUUAACUUCCUCUUAAUCGGAAUAGCUAAUAGUUUAGAUAUGACUGAUAGAUUCUUAUCACGUUUGAACCUAAGACAAGAUUUGAUGCCAGAGACCAUUGUGUUCCAACCUUAUUCUUCAGAUGAGAUGUAUCAGAUUAUUAUGAAUAGGAUUAAUUUAGUGGACUCAACGGAUUGUGUAUUCAAUCCAAUGGCAAUUAAAUUUGCUGCAAAGAGAUGUUCUGGUAACACCGGUGAUUUGAGGAAAUUAUUUGAUGUUUUGAAGAGUAGUAUUGAAGUGGUUGAGUUACAAGUACUAGCUAAUUUGAAAAAAAAUAAAGCAAGUGAUGUUAAAAUUGUCAAGAUUGGUUUACCCCAUGUGGCAAAAGUCUUUUCUCAAUUUAUGAAUAUUUCGUCAACAAGAUCUCGUAUUAAUAAAUUGAAUAUGCAACAACGUAUUCUUUUAUGCUCUCUUGUACAUAGACAAAGGACUGAUAUUUUCCAAAGUCAUUGUUCAUUAGACGAUGCAUACGAUUAUUAUGUGAAAUUACUAAGGAGGAAGGAUUCAUUAACUCCCUUAAAACGUAAUGAAUUUCUAGACAUUUGCAAUGCUCUUGAGACAUGUGGUGUGGUAACCAUUUUCACGGGUAAAUCAUCGGGAAAGACAAAACAUUUAGUGAAAAUGGUAAAAGCAACUAUAGAUGACAAAGAGUUUGAUGACGAAAUUUCCAAGUCAGAUUUACUGAAGAGCUUCUUAAAGGAUUAG